This is a messenger RNA of Ornithorhynchus anatinus (platypus), 1730 nucleotides long. Its product is annotated as bactericidal permeability-increasing protein-like. The transcript has 15 exons. The coding region runs from base 146 to 1576 and encodes 476 amino acids. Lineage: Eukaryota; Metazoa; Chordata; Mammalia; Monotremata; Ornithorhynchidae. The record is from RefSeq and is a predicted model, not a curated record. Gene Ontology annotation, biological process: innate immune response; lipopolysaccharide-mediated signaling pathway; defense response to Gram-negative bacterium. Gene Ontology annotation, molecular function: lipopolysaccharide binding.
CCACUUUGGAGCCGGUAUUGCCGACGCGGGUUUCCUCUCUUUCUUCGGGCCCGAUCGACUUCCUUUUUUCCGGCCGGUUAUAAAAUCCGCCUGCCCCGAGCCUCGUCAGAGCCCGGGACGGAUCGCUGACCGAGACGGCGACGGGAUGGUCGUUCCGAUACGGACCUGGGCGGCCCUCGUGGCGCUCGUCGGCGUGGCCGGGGUCUGGGCCGCGAAUCCGGGAUUCGUGGUCAGGAUCUCCCAGAAGGGACUGGAUUAUGCCCGCCAGGAGAGCAUCGUGGCUCUGGAGAAGGAGCUGUUGAAGAUCAACCUGCCCGACUUCUCGGGCUCCUUCAAGAUCAAGCAUUUUGGGAAAGGCCACUAUGAUUUCAACAGCCUGGAGAUCAACAACUUCCGCCUGCCGACGUCUCAGAUUAGCUUGCUGCCCGGCCAGGGGCUGAGGGUGGCCAUGUCCAACGCCUUCAUCCAGGUCUCCGGGCACUGGAAAGCGCGCAAAAAUUUCAUCAAGCUCAACGGUUCCUUCAAUCUGAAGGUGGAAGGCCUGUCCAUCAUGACUGACCUCCAUCUAGGCAGUGACCAGAACGGUCGUCCUACGGUCUCAGCUUCCGCUUGCAACAGUCAAAUAUCCAACGUCAAGGUGCAUAUCUCCGGACGCUUAAGCUGGAUCCUGAACCUCUUUCACAAAAAAAUCGAGUCCAGGUUCCGCAAGUCCAUGGAAGGCAAGAUCUGCGAAAAAGUGAUGUCAGCGGCCCGCUCCAAACUCCAGCCCUACCUGCAGACUCUGCCAGUGACAGCCAAGAUCGACAAGGUGGCCGGCAUCGACUAUGCCCUGGUCCACCCGCCCAAGAGCUCGGCCUCCACCCUGGACGUCGGGCUGAAGGGCGAAUUUUUCAAUCUGAACCAGCGGUCCCCGCCUCCCUUCGCUCCCCCUGAGCUGAAUUUCCCUCCGGCCUCGGACCGCAUGGCCUACUUCGGGGUCUCGGAUUACUUCUUCAACACCGCCUUCUCCGUCUACCACAAGGCCGGGGCCUUAAGGCUCUCCGUCUCCGACGACAUGAUUCCGAAGGAGUCCAAAAUCCGUUUGAACACGGCGUCUUUCGGGGGGCUGAUCCCUCAGCUGGCGAAGACGUACCCCAACGUGGCCAUGAAGCUCGUCGUGUCGACGGCCGCGGCUCCCUCGCUGUCCAUCCGGCCGGGCAGCCUGAACCUCGGCCCGGACCUGGACGUCGAGGCCCUGGCCCUCCCGCCCAACGCUUCCGAAGUUCCGCUCUUCCUCCUCGGCCUGUCCACCAACGCCUCGGUCGAGGUGGGCGUGAGGGGAGCCAACAUUUUCGGGUCAACCAAGUUGGGCAGGUUGAAUCUGGAGCUGAAGCAAUCGUCUGUGGGCCCUUUUUCGGUGACCCUCCUGGAGGCCGUCAUGAACUUCUAUGUCUCCCAGGUUCUGCUUCCGAAGGCCAAUGAGAGGCUGGAGAAGGGCUUCCCGUUACCUCUGUUCCAAAAGCUCCAACUGUCCAACCUCGUCCUUCAGCCGCUGCAGAACUUCCUGCUGCUCGGGGCCGAUAUCCACCACGGAUGAUGGAGCCCGAGAACUUGGGCGGGGGUCGCUUUUCUGGACGGGUUGGUGGGGGACGGGUGUCGUCACAGUAGUUGGGGAGGGGGAAGGGAUGAAAUUUUAAGGUACGGGGGCGGGGGACCACCGCCAGCUACAGAAUAAACUCACUUUGAACACA